UAAAUAUUAUAAAAAGCACUACAGAAAUAAAAUUGAAAUGAACAAGAAAAGAAAGAGAAAAUGAAAGUAAUAAGAACCCUUUCAUAAUGUUGUACAACUGAUGGUUUUCAAAGAUCCUGUCAUUCGGCUUAAAGGAAGUAUAUAGAGUUCUGUUCAAAAACUAAAUCUAGCAAAACGUCAAGGUCCAAACACUGUUGUUACCUAGAUGCUCAACGGGUGUUUUUAUGUUUUGUGAAAGAUGUUCAUGAAUCUCUUGUUUGUCUUGAGCCAUGACACUGCCCACUGUUCUUCUAAAAGAAAAACUCCAGGUCCAGACAUACAGUAUUUGACCCCUUUCCAACAGUACUGUAAGAUCCAUCUCUUCACAAGGACUACAACAGAGGUCAAUUACAAAAGGUACGAUCACUGAUGCUUACUUUAAGAUCUCAUUUAAAGAUUUCAUUAAGUAAUACCUUUCAGAAGCCACAUAAAAUAUUUACAAUAUUUUCCCCAGAAGACAAAAUAAUGUCAAUUUUCACCAAUUACCGGACUAAACAAAAUAAAAGUUAACGGUGAACCAGCAUAUCAUCAAUAUUUAAUUUGGCCUGUUAAGUGCUUCAUGCCUGUAAACGUGUUUGAAAAACUAUUGAAAGUAACAAAUCGACCACAUGUUGCACAUACAGUAUAUCCGAAGGCAGCUGACAAGCUUGCAUGAUUCAGUGUAUUUCUUAGAAAUGUGUUUCACAAAUGGAAAUUUACUGUAUGAACCGUAGAUCACUUGACAUUGGUAGCAGCAUCCAUUGGUGCAAUUCUGUAUUAGCUAAUAAACAGUCACUAUAAAAGAGUUCAUUAGAGAAGUAGUACACAUUACUGAAACUGUAGAGCGUGAACUACACUCAAAAGAUCCAGAAACCAUGAAGACCACGACAUUUCUGUGUCUGUGUUUCGUAUGCUUCAGUUACAGUUUGGCGAUCAGCUCUGUGGAAGAUGUGUAUGAAUAUCUGUGGAAGAAGAAUACAGACAUCGCCAAUAAAACACUCGGAGUGGACUUCCUGAGACAAAUGGAGAACGGCAGCCUGCAGGCUGAGCGAUACGUCAACUUCACCAUACAGGACAUCAACUAUCUACUCAAAGUGACCAAGAUGUUGAAGAAAAUGAGUGCAAAAGUGUCUCAACCUUCAGACCUCAAAGACUUCAUGAACGGCAGAUACUCAAGUUAUAAACGUUUUGCAGACUUCAUGCUUAAUCAGUACUUUUAUAAGGGUGAGCCUUCCAUCCAGCAAACUCCAGCUAUGGGGAAGUAUCUGUCAUUCUACAGGAAGCUGAUGGAAGGGGAAUCGGUGUAUUUUGCCGUGGGUCUUCUGCCCUGUUCUAGACUCUGGGUGUGGCUGGCCAAUAAUCUAAACAUACCUCCAACCAAUGCCUACUACACCUGGAGAAUGGAGAACGUGAACGGCAACCCUGAGAAGCACUACAAAGCUCUGCUGAACAAGUAUCUCGACACACCUCAGAAAGUGGCGAAGGCGAAUACCGUGUUCCGUACUCAGAUGCAGAAUGAGCAUGAUUUCUUUUUCACUUCUUGA
This is a messenger RNA of Triplophysa rosa, 1562 nucleotides long. RefSeq lists its product as uncharacterized. Bases 894 to 1562 code for a protein of 222 amino acids. The record is from RefSeq and is a predicted model, not a curated record. The transcript has 3 exons. Gene Ontology annotation, cellular component: cytosol. Lineage: Eukaryota; Metazoa; Chordata; Actinopteri; Cypriniformes; Nemacheilidae.